Rubroshorea leprosula is the source of this 575-nucleotide messenger RNA. The record is from the annotation of a GenBank genome assembly. NCBI's taxonomy places the organism in Eukaryota, Viridiplantae, Streptophyta, Magnoliopsida, Malvales, Dipterocarpaceae.
GUCUUGGGCUGUCUUUGAUUUGGGUAUGGAAAUGGAGAAAUUGAAGCAGACUUACAACAUUCUCCAUGUGGAAACCUUUAAUUCAGAGAAAAAACGAAGUGGGGUUUUGGUUAAGAAAAACGCUGAUAACACCAUUCAUGUCCAUUGGAAAGGUGCUGCGGAGAUGAUACUAGCUAUGUGUUCAAAUUAUUACGAGAGUGAUGGGGAAGUAAGAUUGAUGGAUGAAGACGCAAGGAGCGCAAUGGAGAAGAUAAUUGAGGGCAUAGCAGCUAGUAGCCUUAGAUGCAUUGCUUUUGCUCACAAGCAAGUUUUAGAAGAAGAAAGAGAAGGCAAUGAUGACCAAGGAAACUGUGGCAGAAGGAUUGAAGACGAAGGAUUAACCCUCCUAGGGAUAGUUGGCCUCAAGGAUCCAUGUCGGCCAGGGACCCAAAUGGCAGUGCAUGCUUGUAAAUUAGCAGGGGUGAGAAUAAAAAUGAUCACCGGAGACAACGUUUUCACUGCAAAAGCUAUAGCCACAGAAUGCGGAAUUUGAGGAGCGGAUUAUAAGGGAGAAGAUGGAGAAGUUGUAGAAGGUG